CUUUCUGAUGCUCAGUCUGAAAGUCUGCUUUGCAGAGGCAAGAACCGGGAUUAGAUUUAGCACAGGGUUUCUGCUCCGGAUAUUUACUGACCUCAUAUAUGGAAAAAUACAUUCCCCCCCAUUUGGGACCUGGACAACGGGACUGGACUCAGUUUAAUAGGAUCUAAUUGCUUUUUUUUUUUUUUUUUUUACCUAUGUUUUAUAAAACAUUUAAUUGCCAGAAAUAGUGACAGUUUGAAUGAAGGUUUACAGUGGAUGGGGUCUUUAUCCGGUGAAGAUAAUUUUCUGAUGCCAAUUUUUAAGCUUUCACCUCCAGUAUUUCAUUAAAAGCCUUUGGUUUGGUUUUAGGGGUCAUAAAACUAUUUGUUUUCCAUCAUUGUUAGGAUAUUUAUUUUACAGAGUACUAACAUUUUAUAUGUAAGAUUUUGUCCCUCCUUUUGUCAUCAUUGACAAUGUUUGAUAUCAGAAGGAGCAGCAGCAGGAGCAUGUCUCUCUGGUGCUUUUUAUCACUGCUGACACUUUGUUUGGCUCCUGGGAGUCAGGGCCAAAGUGUGAGGGAGCAGACAGCCGCUGAAAGUCAGCUGGGUGAGAGUGAUGCUAUCUGCCACCAGAGGGGAUGCCACGCCGUCUUCUUCCAAAAGAAGAACUUCAGGGAGGCAAGGCAGACCUGCAUGGAUGGAAAUGGGACUCUAGUGACGAUGCAGACUCAGGAAGCUGCAGGUUUUGUCCAUAAACUGCUGUCAUCGGCUGGUGUUCAAGGUUCUGGGACUCUUCGCCUUUGGAUUGGACUGCACCGUGCUCCACGCCAGUGUUCAUCCACAAAACCACUAAGAGGAUUCACCUGGGUUGCAGGAAACCAGGAUGGCUCAUUCACCAACUGGAACCGUAAAAUAAUGCCCAACACUUGUGCAGUCCAUCGUUGCGUAGCCAUGACUGUGCAUACGUCCGAGAAUGGAGGAGAGAGUGGCGAGAAUUUCCGUUGGAUCGAGGGUCCCUGUCUUCUUAAACUGGAUGGAUUUAUAUGCCAGUACACUUACAGGGGAAUGUGUCCCCCCGUGGAGGAUGAGGGUUGGGGUCCGGCAGUUUAUGAAACCCCAUUUCAUUUCAAAAGCACCCAACUGACCCAUUUGCCCUACGGGUCUGUAGUUGAUCUGUCAUGUCCUCCAGAAAGCUCAGAGCUAGGUGCACCCUCUAGAGAAUCCAUGCUGUGUAUUGAGAGGGAUGACGGCAGAGUAAGCUGGUCCAAAGAUCCACCUUUUUGUUCACCCAGUGCAACUAAACCGUAUCAGGACUGGUGCAGCAAUAACCAUAAUUGUGAGCAGCACUGUCAGAGCACACACAACUAUUACUACUGCUACUGCUCUGAUGGCUACACAUUGGAUAAGGAUGGAACGAGCUGCAUCCCAGACAAAUGGAGCCAAACGAACUCACCUGUGCUGUCAGACUCCGCCUUUGCCACAGAGCAGCCCCACGUCAAUCGGAUUUGUGUAGAUAUGGGUUGUGAGUACGACUGCUCAAUAACAGCUAGGAACACCCGGUGCACCUGCCCCCCGGGCUACCAAAUAGCUUCAGAUGGACGCAAGUGUUUGGAUGUGGAUGAAUGCCGACAAGGGCCGUGUCCCCAACUCUGUGUCAACACUCCAGGAACGUUUCACUGCACAUGUUUUCCAGGAUACCAGCCAGACAGUUCAGACGAAUGUGUUGACAUAGACGAGUGCCGCGAUGAAGGCACCUGUGAGUUCGCCUGUGAAAACGUUGAGGGCUCCUACCUCUGUCUUUGUAAUCCAGGAUUUGAGUCAAAUAGCAAUGGCGAAUGUAUAGAUUUAGAUGAAUGUCAGCAUUCAACCUGUGACCAACAUUGCAUUAACUUGCAUGGUUCCUUCAAAUGCGACUGUGACAGUGGCUUUGAGCUGAAGGAAGACGGAAUUACCUGCCAACCUUCCAGUUACGAUGGAGAAUAUUCUACUAUGACCCCUGACCCAAGUCUCUAUGAUGAUCCAGAUUUUUACUGGGCCACUCAGGAUCCAUAUUUUAAAGGUGAUGGCAACUUUAACAUUGAUUCAUUGACAGAUGCCCCUCAAGUACUCACCCCUGAUAUGGCUCAUCAGUCAGAUAACCACCUCAGCCAAUGGGAGGAGUCUUUACCAGAACAAUAUCAGACAGUUCCAUCCCCAACCCAAAUAACGAGAACAGGAAACCAUAUUGAUGAUGAUGUUCACCCUGGAGGUGGCGAAAACAACAACCGGAUGACACCUAAAAAGGCCGAUAUUUCACCCAGUGAGACUGAAGAGGCUGAGACACCUAAGAUAGAGAGUACAGAUCAAACAAACACGACAGCGGAUAGCUCCUCUGGUGGGAAACGCAAACAUGACAAGAGUUGGCUGCUUGUGGCUCUGCUGGUCCCUCUGUGUGUGUUCCUGGUCGUGAUGCUUGCUUUGGGAAUCGUCUACCUCACCAGUUGUGCAGUAGACAAGAGUCUCAGCUUUGCGGACUGCUAUCGCUGGGUGCUCCCUGCAACGCCGCCUGAGAGGAGGGAAGGCAAAACACAUGCAUGAACUUUAUCCUUAAGAAUACAACAAAACUAUUUCUUUACUUGUUUUUUUUAACAUUAUUCUUUCUGGUGACAAGAUUGCUCACUUAAUGUACAAUUUCAAUUUUGUACCAAGGACUGACUCAAAUACUUUCUGUUGCACAGCUUUUGUAAAU
Messenger RNA from Cyprinodon variegatus (sheepshead minnow), 2706 nucleotides. It is a transcript of the gene cd248, whose product is annotated as CD248 molecule. The transcript has 2 exons. Gene Ontology annotation, biological process: cell migration. Gene Ontology annotation, molecular function: calcium ion binding; extracellular matrix binding; extracellular matrix protein binding. Lineage: Eukaryota; Metazoa; Chordata; Actinopteri; Cyprinodontiformes; Cyprinodontidae. Gene Ontology annotation, cellular component: external side of plasma membrane; extracellular matrix. The record is from RefSeq and is a predicted model, not a curated record. The coding region runs from base 453 to 2555 and encodes 700 amino acids.